Messenger RNA from Truncatella angustata, 1566 nucleotides. RefSeq lists its product as uncharacterized. The record is from RefSeq and is a predicted model, not a curated record. NCBI's taxonomy places the organism in Eukaryota, Fungi, Ascomycota, Sordariomycetes, Amphisphaeriales, Sporocadaceae. Gene Ontology annotation, biological process: regulation of DNA-templated transcription. Gene Ontology annotation, molecular function: zinc ion binding; DNA-binding transcription factor activity, RNA polymerase II-specific. The transcript is spliced from 3 exons. Bases 1 to 1566 code for a protein of 521 amino acids.
AUGGUCGGUGUACCCAGAAGCAAGGGGUGUCAGACAUGUCUGUCCAGGAGGACAAAGUGUGAUGAGGUACGUCCGGCCUGUGGGAACUGCAUCAAGUAUGGUGCUGUGUGUCCCGGUUACGACCGAGGCCUCAAGUUUGUGGCCGUGAAACACGCAAUAAGACCACGCGGGCGGCGACAGCCGCAGCCACAGCAGCAGCAGCGCCGGCUAUCAAGUUCCUCUACUGCAUACGUAAAACGGCCUCAUCCGGCUUCCGGCGCCGCGUCAGCAGGGGAUAAGCUCCUCGUUGGCGAUGGAGAUGCCAGUGGUCAGCACCCAGGAGUCUUUCCGGACCCGCAGCCGGUUACGGUGCUUGAAAAAAUCCAGUCGGCGGUGAUGCGGACCCAGACGAUUCCCUUCGCGCCGCUUCCUGUUAGGACACAGUAUACGGGUACGCUUCUACAGAGUUUGCAGGAAAUUUCUCCUCACGACGAGGCCUUAGCUUCUGGGACAUGGAUCGGCGACGCAGCAAGUUGUUUGCAUGACUCUCCAGUCUUGGAGAUGUCUGUUGCUGCAUUCACUAGCCACUUACUAGGUAAGAUACAUCGUGACGAGCAUGUUCUGGCGCAAUCGCGUACUCUUUAUGGUACAGCCUUAGGGUACCUCCAGCAGUCUCUGAAUCACCCACGCGAAUGGAAGUCUUCCGGGACACUUGGAGCGUCUCUGAUACUAUGCUACUACGAGCUUUUUGCCGGGACCACGACGCCUGAUAGUUGGAUGAAGCAUGCAAAAGGGUUGGGUAAACUCAUACAGCUGAGGGGCCCCAAAGCGCACACUGGUGAUUGGGAGCGUGAUAUGCUUUUAUCUUUUCGCCCGGUUAUCAUCAUGAAUUCUCUCUUCUCCGGCGAGGACUGCUUUCUAGCUGCAGAGCCGUGGCAAUCCGUUAUGAGGCACAAGCCAGGUGUGCCGACUAGGACCGUGUCUGGUACAAUAAUGAGUCCUGAUAGCCUCGACGUCAUUGAUCGGUAUUUCCAGCUUCUGGCAAAGUUGCCGGGUAUCGUGCGUCAUGCAUAUGUUUUGCGUGAAGCGAACAACCGCGGACUCCCAGUCGACAUCCAGAAGGCCCUUCUGCUCGCAGAUGUCGCAAAUCAAGUCCACGCCAGUUUCUUAGAAUGGCAUCCGGGAUUACUGGAACUCGAGCCAGCGCCCAAACAAGUCCAAACAAAGGAUCAGAUAUCCAUCUUCCCCACUGUCUUUCAGUUUGAAAAUCCGUGGAUGGGUGCGGUGCACAUGGGAUACUGGGCAUCCAUGGUGAUCCUACAAGAGACACUGAUCCAGUGCCGGUAUCCCGGGGAUUAUCCGCAAAGAGAAUUCGCAAUCAACAUCUUGAGAUCUAUAGAGAACGUGGGUCAGGGUCUGAUGGGCGCUUACAGGUGUGGGUAUAGUAUUAGGAUUGCGUUCGAGUUUGUGAACGAGAGAGAAAGGGACUGGUUGAAAACGUGGCUAAACAGGUUUGAAAAGAAUUACGCUGCAACAAGUGCAAAGACUUAUCCUAACAUGGAAGAGCCUGAUAAAGCGACUGGAUAG